Molecule: messenger RNA, 2312 nt
Organism: Exaiptasia diaphana
Lineage: Eukaryota; Metazoa; Cnidaria; Anthozoa; Actiniaria; Aiptasiidae
Product: pyruvate dehydrogenase [acetyl-transferring]-phosphatase 1, mitochondrial
Exons: 2
Coding region: 260-1936 (558 amino acids)
Biological process (GO): protein dephosphorylation
Molecular function (GO): protein serine/threonine phosphatase activity
Source: RefSeq, a predicted model, not a curated record
UAGUUAUGGCGGCUGGAACACAUUCGAUCGUCCAAAGAACAAACGUUUUAUGGAUUUUUGAAGGAUUAUUUCCAGCUACUGGAACUCUUCAGUGAUUCACUGAGAGCAAAGUUAUAAGCGUCAAGGAAGUACGUUAUAGAGUGGCAUAGUUUCUGCACGAUUACGCUUCACGAUAUGAGCACUGGUAUUUGGUUGUGAACUUGCUGUGUACUGACAAUAAGACUUAUUAUUUCUACAAUUUGAAGUAUUUCCUUCUAAAAUGGCGUAUUUUUCGAAGUAUUUCCUGCGCAUUUCAAAACAUGGUUCKCCGUKGUUUAGGUACGAUCUCUUUGAUUCAACCUGCAGAGACAUUUUGAAGAGAAAUUUUGCUAUCGAAUCUAGAUUUGCUUCAACCAGACGACAUAUAAACAUCACCAACUCUUCCCUCGGUGAUGGCCAAUCUGUCAGGACCAGAAGCUAUACACAUCGAUCGUUUAGAACUCCUUUAUCUUGUCAUUAUAUCAACUAUAGAUUACGAUUCAUCAGUACAGGUCGAGCGUUGCUGGCACAAGAACCGUGGAUGAUUUCUGACUAUGAAGUAAACUCGAUGAUUGCUGCCGAAGAAAUAUCUGGCGAAAUCAAAGAUGGCGUGAUCCAGCGCUUUGAAUCAAAUCAAUUAGCCUCUAAUAACCCUAUAGAAGAUAGGAAAUUUAUCGCCAAGCUAUUACACGAUGAAGGAGGGUAYCUUUUUGGAGUUUUAGACGGACAUGGUGGCGACCAGUGUGCUAGGAGUGUAUGCCAAAGAAUUUCAAAUUACAUUGCGUUGAGCCUUAUARCCCCUGCUGUUUUGUCUGAAUUUGAUUCUAUACCAAAACUCGUUGAAUAUAUUUGUAUGUCAAGUAAUGAGUAUCACGAUUACAGCUAUAUUGACAAUCCUGUAUGCCAAAGAAAUUUUGGUGAAUAUUUUCGGAACUUGCAGCAGGAUAACAACUACAACUUCCGGCCAAUCCAAACAACCAUUUCCAGCAAGCUGAAAAUUAGAGGACUUCACGCUAGGGCUGAGGAACUUCAAGAUAGGCAAUUUGCACAUAGAGUCAAUGCUUUAACCAAUGCAUAUCUUGCAUUGGAUGAGGAUAUAUCACAAGAGGCAUUGAAUUUAAAUGAGCAAGGGGAAGUUGAUGARCAUUUGUUYGAUGCAGCUAAUGCAGGWGCAUGCRCUUUGGUUGCUCACCUUAACGGAACAGAACUCUGCAUUGCUAACACUGGGGAUUGCCGUGCMGUUCUUGGCRUAGAGAAUUCAGAUAAUACUUGGUCUGCUAUACAGUUAACAUCAGAUCAUACUGCAAGUAACCCAGAAGAGGUCCAACGUAUUGUAAGCCAGCAUCCUUUAGAAGAAUCUACCACAUGCAUACAGUAUGAAAGACUUUUAAAAAGGCUUGCACCUUUAAGAGCAUUUGGUGACGUCCGAUUUAAAUGGGACACAGAAACUCAGGCAAAAAUCUACAAACAGUUCCCCGGCAUAAAUUACUUCACUGAAAAAGACAAUUAUUUGACCCCACCAUAUCUCACGGCAGAACCAGAAGUUACCACCUAUCAGCUGCAGAAGUCUGAUAGAUUCCUAGUACUAGCCACAGAUGGAUUGUGGGACAUGUUGAGUAAUGAAGAAGUGGUCCAUUUUGUCAAGGAACAUUUAGAUAAAAGAGAAACCCCUCCAGCUGAUAAAGAAGCUUAUCAGAUAACAUUCAAUGAGCAUGAGCUCCCCUGUGAGCUGACCAACUCUGCAUCAUGUUUGAUAAGGGAAGCUCUUGGCGGUGAUGACCAUGUUGCCGUUAGCUCAUCGCUGARUAUUCCACACCCUGAUACUAGGYWWUAUCGUGACGACAUGACUGUCAUUGUCGUUUUCUUUGACUGGGAUCAGUUAGACGUAUCCAGUGAAGGUGAAGAUGCAAUUGUGUAAAUAAGUAUUAAUAGUUUCUCUCAAAACGUUUGUCCAGUUGAUAAAUAAGUUAUUUGACAUGCGGUGUGUUUUUUCAACUGGGCAAUCUUUUUAAAAUAGACAAUAUUUUAAAGAGGUCAGGUAAAAUGUGAAUGUUAUAAUAGUAAUGGCGUGUAUUAUAACUGAAUCACUUGAAAAUGUAUAGUCAGAAAAUAACUUUUGGUUUGUUAUAGAAUGAGAUAUAGUUUGGUCAUUGUUUGUUGUAAAUAUGGUGAAGAGGUAAUUCCCACAAUAAGUAUAGGUGGUAGAACCAUGAGCAUCUGUAUUGAAUGUUUUUAGCGAUGUAAACAAUUCCAUUAAAGUUGAAGUUUCACUUGAAACCAUAAGUUAAUCAGUC